Messenger RNA from Arabis nemorensis, 564 nucleotides. The record is from the annotation of a GenBank genome assembly. NCBI's taxonomy places the organism in Eukaryota, Viridiplantae, Streptophyta, Magnoliopsida, Brassicales, Brassicaceae.
AUGGCCGGGAAAUGCCUUCUUCUCACCGGCCCUCCGGGUGUCGGAAAAACCACACUCAUCAUGAGAGUGUUCGAUAUGUUGAGCCCUAGCUUAAAGAUCCAGGGUUUCUACACUCAAGAGAUUAGGGAACGAAACGAAAGGGUUGGUUUUGAAGUGGUGACCUUGGAUGGCCGCAAAAGUUUGCUCGCUUCUUCUACUGUCUCUAGUCCUGAAUCCAUGAGAUGGCCUAGUGUUGGCAAGUACAAAGUGGACAUUGCAUCCUUUGAGUCUAUAGCAUUGCCUGAGCUCCAGGUCAAAGACGACACCCAUCUUUUCAUCAUCGAUGAAGUUGGCAAGAUGGAAAUGUUUAGUCCAUCCUUCUUUCCGGCUGUCCUCAAGGUUUUGGAAUCCAACAUUCCUCUUCUUGCUUCCAUUCCUACUCCUAAAUUUGGUGGAGAUCUUCCUGCAGUUGCAAGGCUAAAGAACCAACCAGGAGUGACCGUAAUUACCCUGAAUGCGAGUAAUAGAGAUUCCAUGAAAGAGCACAUCUUUCAUGUAGUCUCUGGAUGGCUGCCCAAGCACUAG